Messenger RNA from Phlebotomus argentipes, 2117 nucleotides. Its product is annotated as lipase maturation factor 2-like. The transcript is spliced from 5 exons. Gene Ontology annotation, cellular component: endoplasmic reticulum membrane. Gene Ontology annotation, biological process: protein maturation. The coding region runs from base 216 to 2117 and encodes 633 amino acids. Lineage: Eukaryota; Metazoa; Arthropoda; Insecta; Diptera; Psychodidae. The record is from RefSeq and is a predicted model, not a curated record.
AAUGUUUACUUAGGAGAGUUUCUUCUCUGUGCGGGUGUUUAUUCAAGAUUUCGGUGUGAAAAUGCGUGAUUUUUCCAUUAUAAAUUCAUAAUCCAUCUCGCUGUGCACUCAGUAUUACGCAAACACCGAAGUGUGACUGAAAUCACUCGGGAAAGUGUGAUAAAAACAGUGUUUUUCUUCUGCAGACGCGCCCCGUUUGACAAACGGCAAAGAAGAUGUCCUUUCUGGAGAAGCGAAAUAGCGUCCUUAAUACGCGGAAUUUCAUCCUACGCGGAAUGUGUGCCAUCUAUCUGAUUGCCUUCCUCUCCUUCUACCAUCAGAGUGAAGGCCUCUUUGGCGACAAUGGCAUCCUGCCGGCGCGCAUCCACGUGAGCCACACGGCCAAGCUGACGGCGCUGCAGAAGCGCCCGUCCAUGCUGCACUUCGCCUACUAUCUCGGCAUCGACACGGCGUCAAUGGUGGACUUCCUGGCCAUCGCCGGCGUGCUGAUCAGCUUCGGCGGCUUCGUGUCGCAGGGCUUCUGUCUCACGUCCACCUUCGCGGCCCUCUGGGCGCUCUACUACUCCCUCACGCAGGUGACACAGGCGUUCGGCAAUCAGGCGGACGCGCUGCUGCUGGAGGCCGGUGCGCUGUGCCUCCUGCUGGCGCCCAUCAAUGACACGCGUCGCGAGACGCCCACGGAUCGCAUUGGGCUGCUGAUGAUGCGCUGGCUGCUGUUCCGCUUCAUGUUCGUGUCCGGCGGCGUGAAGUUGGCCACGGCGUGUCCGUUCUGGUGGAGCCUGACGGGGCUGGAGCGCCACUUCGAGACGCUGCCGCUGCCCACGCCGCUGUCCUGGUACGCCUUCCACCUGCCGCCGCACUACAACCAGCUCGGCAUGGUGUUCACGAAUCUCAGCGAACUGCUGGUGCCGUGGCUCUUCCUCUCGCCCAUGCUCACCAUGCGCACCGUGGCGUUCUACUGGCACAUGUUCCUGCAGUUCCACAUCAUCGUCACCGGCAACUACGGCUUCCUCAACUUCCUCAUCGUCAUCCUGCUCUUCGCCCUGCUUGACGACACGCACUUCCUCAAGCGGCGCGACUCUGGCGCCAAAGAGAGACUCACGCUGCUCCUGAAGAUCGCCAUCGUCGGCGCCAUCGCCUACGCCGGCUGCCAUCUCUACGGCAUUGGCUUCAGGAACGGCCAGUUCACGUUCAAGCUCAAGUUCAAGAAGGCGGAUUACGAGCACUUCUUCGCCAGCGCACUGAAGAUCUCGCCGCUGUUGCCGCUGAUCGGCGUAAUUGUGACGUUCAUGAAUGAGAUGAUGAGUCAUCCGUCGAUCAGGCGCGCCAGUUCGCUGCUCGGCAAGUUCGUCACCAUCCUCACCACGUCCUUCUUCCUCGUCUGCUGCAUUGGACUGAUCGGCAUGUCCACCGUGCCGCACCGCGGCGCGCACCGCGACGCCAACAUCAGCCACACGGAGAUCGGCCACAUGUACGGCAAGUUCCGCCAUCUCGGCCUCGUCAGCGAGUACGGCCGCCACUUGCGCGAGAUGCGCGCCGCGCGCCUCGAGGUCGUGCUGGAGCACGCGGACCACAUCGAGGGUCCGUGGCAGGAGUAUGAGUUCCAAUACAAGCCCGGCAACGUCAACUUCUCGCUGCCCAUGGCGGGUCCAUAUCUGCCGCGCCUUGACUUUCAGAUGUACGACGUCGCCGCCAAGACGUACGACAAGGUGCCGUGGCUGCCAGCGCUGGCGCUGCGCCUGCUGAGCAACGAGGCGAGCGUGAUGAAUCUGCUGAGCGGCCGCAGCCACUUGCGGCAGUCGCCGAAGUUCGUGCGCGGCGUGCUGUAUGAAUAUCACUACACAUCGUGGGCGGAGCGCAACAAUCUGGCGUAUUGGACGCGGCGGCGCGUGCGUGAGUUCCUGCCGCCGCUGGCGCUCGAUCAUGCGCCGCUGCAGGAGCAGCUGAAGGCGCUGAAGAUUCCGCUGCAGUAUAAGAUUCCGCCCGUGACGAAUGCGCCACUCAAGAACGCCCUGAUGUUCGUGCGCCGCCAGGCGAUGCUGCUCGAGGGCAGCUUCUUCGUGUUCUCCUUCCUGGCUCUCGGCUUCGCCAUCAUCGCCACGAACAGGCGCAACUGA